Molecule: messenger RNA, 3492 nt
Organism: Suillus subaureus
Lineage: Eukaryota; Fungi; Basidiomycota; Agaricomycetes; Boletales; Suillaceae
Exons: 27
Coding region: 1-3492 (1163 amino acids)
Source: RefSeq, a predicted model, not a curated record
AUGCCGCUACGAUAUAGGCAGCAUGAGGAUGUGCUCCCACAACCUCUUCCAAGCACCCCCCCUGGCCAUACUACCCCAGCACUGGAGGUUAACCCACCAGAACCAACUGAUGUGUCUACUGGUGAUCGUGCAUCUCUGCCAGUUCCCCCCUUUCGCACUGCUAGAAAUGUCUUUGGAUUGAUUCACCAGUUCUUCUCAUCCACCCCCCCAUCUCAUGACCUGGAAGAAGCAGUGAUGCUCCAAGAUAUCAGUUAUGUGCCAGCUGUUACUUCAGCAGAGCUAGAUGUCCUUGCUGACACUCAUGACAUUUUAUUUCACGCCUAUCCCAAUCAAUCGUCUUUUGAGCUCGGUCAUUGGUACUGGAAUGGCAGUGUGCAGAAGUCCCAUCAAAGCUUCAAAGAGCUCAUUGAUAUUGUUGGUCACCCAAAUUUUGAUCCCGAUAAUGUCUGGAGUAUGCCAUGGGACAAAAUCAACUUGAAACUAGGUGUGAGUAUUGAUGACGAUGAGAGGGAGGAAUGGGAGGAUGAGGAUCUCUCAAAUCCUCAGGACGAUGAGCUUUUCCAUUAUGAACCUUACCAACUGCGAUGGAGUGCUCCUCAUCUUCCUUGUGAGGUUGACAUUCAAGGUGAACUAUAUACCUCUCUGGCUUUCAUGGAUGCGCACCGUGAACUUCAGGAGUCUCCUCAGGAGGAGGGGUUCAUAUAUGAGAAGAACUACAGCAUUGACAGUGUAGCAGUCGAGUCACUUCUCAAGCCUGAUUCAUGGGUACCAAACUCAAACUUGCUGUCAGACAGCCUUAGUGCAUUUGGAUUCAACGUGUUUGCUGUGCUUGUCAUUGAUCUCCUUCAUGAGUUCGAACUAGGGGUUUGGCAUAUGCUUCUAGUUCAUUUACUUCACAUCAUUUUUGCCUUGAAUAAGGACCUGGUCCACGAGCUUGAUAAAAGCACCCAGGAGCUCGAUCAUGAGGUUGAUGCACGGUCUCGUUGGCAGGCAAAGGAUGUGGCUAAGCAGGUGGAGACAGGCAAGGCGGAUGGUGUUGGGCAAGGAACUGCAGCGAGUACCAACACUAAAGGGAAACAGAAGGCCAGUGCAGAGCACUUGCAGGAUACCCCCUUACCAAAGCAACUGAGGAGGAAGAAAUCAUUCAAUCUUCAGACCUACAAGUUUCAUGUGCUGGGGGACUAUGUGACUUCCAUCCAUCACUUUGGAACCACUGAUUCAUACAGCACAGAGCCACUUAACUGCUAUUUAGGGGGAGUUGGAGCACCACACGCUGAAGGAUUGAGCACCAUCAAAUGUGCUUGGGCUGCAUUAAACAAUGACAUCAACAAUGGGCUUCUCAUAUGGAGUCAAACGAAACCCGAGAAGCUUUACGAUGAAGUUGGUCAUUACCUUCACAGUAAUGCAGGAGAUCCUGCUAUGAAGGACUUCCUGCCGCAGUUAAAAGAUUAUAUUUUGGACCAUAUUGUCACAGGGGCGCCUGGAUCUUCUAUGGAGAAAAUCACCCAUACCGACAAAGAAUUGAAUCCGGGUGCAUUCAGCUUCAUAGACCUGGGCACUGUGCUGAGGGCAUGUCACAUUAUUCCAGCUUUCUCUCGAGGCCAGCAUAACUCAAAUGAUGGGAUUUCUCCCAUAGCGGGAGAUAAACACGAUUGGCAAGAGUACUACAUUAAUAGUUCUGCCGAUCAUGAUGCCCUCAUGAGGUUUCAUUUUGGCCUCAGGGUAGGGCACAUUUACUCGCAUAGUGUGGGGGUCUCAGAACCUCAUAACUCCGCACCACAGCAUGCUGGUCAGACAAGUGCACAAGUGCAAGAUGAAUGUAUCAAAGACAAUCCAACAGGAAUCGCCCAACCACCUGACAGGGAGUGGGAUGAACAGGAUGAAGAUGCAACUGAUGCCAGUCGAUGGGCGCGAUCUGAAUUCCUCAUCAGCCUUAAUGUGAAGUAUGUUCCAUCAAUGUCCAAUGUGUGGCUAUACAUGCCACAACGGAAUUCCAUUCUUCGCCUCAUACAACUCACUCAUCUGUUUGUCACUUUUAUGAGGGCAGAAUUCAUUCUCAUUGGAUACUUGGCCGACUACACUCACAUCUACCCCAUCUAUUGUGACAAAGUAUUUGAGAAUGAUCAGCCUUGGAUUCAUGUACUUCAACAGGUUGGAACGCUAGUUGUCCCUGGCGCGGGGAAUAUGCACCAUAUCCACAAUUUAUUCGCAACAAUGCUUCCAGAGUUGAACACAUCAGUACAAUUCCAUCAUGCUCUGUUUCCAUUUGGAUAUCCACCUCCCAAGCAUCUCGUUGUCCCUGAUUCGUGUGCUGUGGAGACACCCUCCUUUAGCACAUCUAUGCCAUUUUCAUCAGGACAUCCACCCCUCAAGCACUUCAGUCUCGCUGAUCCAGUCCUUCAACAUGCUGCUGAGAUGCCUGUCAUUGGCACAUCUGUGCCAUGUUUGGAUUACAUUGAUCUUGCAUACAGUGACUUCAACUUCUAUGACCACUCCACUGGCUAUUCUGCAAGCGCUGUUGACAAGUAUCUCAUUCCAGAGGACACAAAUGAAACACAACUCAAGCUAGCCUUUGGUGAGCAGCAACAGAUCAUGCAUCCCAACCUGGAAUGGAGAGACUCCACCAAUACUGGUGUGGACAAAAACAUCUGCUCACAAAUACUUCAUUACAUGAGGAGGUGGGUUGUGGACUGGAGCUUCUGGAAACCCAUUUCGAAUUUCUGCGACAAGAACGUGAUGUCUGAUAAGAUUUGUUUUCUCACUAGUUUAGACAUGACUCACAAGACCUAUGAGGACAUGGAGUCCCACCCAGUGAUCACAAGGAUUUCAGAGACCAAAACCGUGUCUGCCAGAUGGCCUGUGCUUCGCUUAAGUUGCCAAAUUGGACUUAGGAAAAAUCCUGAAAGUACCAAGACGAUUGAGAAGGCUAUCUCCUUCGUUCUGGCUCUUAACUUGGGCCAAUCCUCUCAGGUCCAGCAAGCAAAUUCAGACCUCAUAAGUCACCAGGUUUACCAUAUUCUACUUCUCAUGGUGAAGGAUGAAUUAAAGAAGAGGAAGACCAUGGUCAUGAGUGAAGCCAAGGUUGGGAAUGAAGCUGAGGCUGAGGUAGAGGUGAAUAUCAAUAUCAACACCAGCGCUAAUAUCCUGGAACCAGCACCAAUGAAUGCCAUUAUCAUGGCAGCUCUAGACCAUAUGAGUUCUAAUGUUCUUCAGAUCUCUGCAAAGUCACAACUUGCGAAAAGCACUAUCUCUGACACUACCAGUGACAGCUUGAAGAGCACACAUCACACAGAGCUCGAAAUUGACAGCACAGUCAAACACUGCAUGGUAUUGAGAUACGGUCACAAGAGGUUCAAAUUCACAUCAUGCCAUGGGGGAUUGCUGCCAAUGAAAGGCAGGAAAGUUUUGACACAAGUUGAUCUGUGGUUCAAUUCAAUAUACAGUGUCCCGUUCAAUCGGUCGCCAUCCCACCCAUGCAUCGUCCAGUCAUGA